This is a messenger RNA of Xyrauchen texanus (razorback sucker), 4360 nucleotides long. RefSeq names its product synaptotagmin-6-like. NCBI's taxonomy places the organism in Eukaryota, Metazoa, Chordata, Actinopteri, Cypriniformes, Catostomidae. Gene Ontology annotation, biological process: cellular response to calcium ion; regulation of dopamine secretion; calcium-ion regulated exocytosis. Gene Ontology annotation, cellular component: membrane. The record is from RefSeq and is a predicted model, not a curated record. The transcript is spliced from 7 exons. Gene Ontology annotation, molecular function: phosphatidylserine binding; calcium-dependent phospholipid binding; clathrin binding. Bases 1 to 1629 code for a protein of 542 amino acids.
AUGAGCGGAAUCACCGCUGAGGACCAAGACAUGGUCUGUGAGAAGGCAGUGGCCCUCAUCGUUAACCUCUGCCUGGAUGACAGCCCUCACCUGGACUCCGUAACGUGCCAGGAUUUCCUGUUACUUCUGACCAACGAAAACACCAAUGUCUCCAGUUCAGACAUUUCUUUCAGUCUCCUGCUGCUUGCAUUUGUGGUGUGUGGCUUUGCCCUGCUUGGCGUCAUCAGUGUCGCUACCUGGAAGCUGUGCUGGGUGCCCUGUCACUGCAAAGCUCUUUCCAACAGUGCCAUCACCCUUGCCCCCACCCGCUCAGAGAGAGACCAACUCAGAGAAGGUCACGGUGACCACUACCCGUCCCUCAGAGAUAUCAUGGCAGCAGACAAGCUGAAAGAUCCUGGGAACUUUCUUGAGGCGGCAGUGAAGAUUAGUCAUACGUCACCAGAUAUCCCUGCAGACGUUCAACUGUCCAUGAAGGAUCAUUUGCUGAGACGCACACGUAUCUCACGACAGACCACUGAACCGGCCUCCUCUAACAGGCACAGUUCUUUCAAGAAGCACCUUCCAAGACAGAUGCACCAUGUCACCAGUCUGGACCGCGGAAGUGAAUUUUUGGAUGUGGAGGACUAUCCCACCUGUACCGCUGCCUCUCUUGGACGCAUCCAACCGGAACUCUACAAACAGAGCACAAUGGAGGCAGAGGAGUCGUCCAAGAAUGGCACAGAAAAAACAUGUGGCAAGAUCAACUUCUCCCUUAAGUACGAUUAUGAGGGGGAGCUUCUUCUUGUUACCAUCCUCAAGGCUUUCGACCUACCUGCAAAAGAUUUGUGUGGCAGCUCAGAUCCUUACGUCAAGAUCUAUCUGCUGCCCGACCGUAAGCGUAAAUUCCAGACCCGUGUGCACCGCAAGACACUCAACCCCACAUUUGAUGAGACCUUCCAGUUCCCAGUCCCGUAUGAGGAGCUGGGGUCUAGAAAGCUCCACUUGAGUGUGUUUGACUUUGACCGCUUCUCACGGCAUGAUAUGAUUGGGGAGGUCAUACUGGAUAACCUUUUUGAAGUUUCGGAUCUCUCACAAGAGACAACCAUCUGGAAAGACAUUCAAUAUGCCACCAGUGAGAGUGUGGAUUUGGGAGAGGUAAUGUUUUCUCUCUGCUACUUGCCAACUGCAGGGAGACUUACACUUACUGUCAUUAAAUGCCGGAACCUCAAAGCCAUGGAUAUUACUGGUUAUUCAGAUCCUUACGUGAAGGUGUCACUGGUUUGUGAUGGAAGACGCUUGAAAAAGAAGAAAACUUCCAUUAAAAAGAACACUUUGAACCCAACAUAUAAUGAGGCGAUCAUUUUUGACAUACCUCCAGAGAAUAUGGAUCAAGUCAACUUGCACAUAUCAGUCAUGGACUAUGAUCUAGUGGGACAUAAUGAAAUCAUUGGAGUCUGUCGGGUAGGGUGCCAUGCUGAAGGUUUGGGAAGAGACCACUGGAAUGAGAUGCUCGCUUACCCUCGGAAACCCAUUGCUCACUGGCAUCCACUCGUAGAGCCCAAGAAGUCGGAAAAGGAGUGGAAGAAUCGCACUGCAAGCUUUGACAGUCAGGGGUCUUGUCCAUCUCCCAAACUCCCCUCCAGUCCAUAAGGGAGGGCGAGCCUCUCCCUACGUUUUCACAAAAGCCAAGGAUCUCCCAGGAAGUGAUGAUGUGAUUUAAAUAUGUCCUUAGACAACGUGAGACACAACUUAUGUCUGUGUGGACAUGUAUCACAGAGCAGUAAGAAAGAGGAUGCAGUCCAAUCUGUUUGUGCUAACAGUGCAACUGAACCUAGCCAAGUUUUAGCCCCUUUUUUGUGUUUGGACUGAAGUGUUGCUUCCAUGCAUUGGGUAAAUCCACAACCCACAGAGGGCACUAUUUUAAGAGCGCUAAGUGCAGUGCUAUGCCAUAAGUCAUACAUUCAAAGUCAAAGGGCAUCGCCAGGAAGUUCUGGUAUUUUUGUGCAAGCAUGCGCUAAGUCUAGGCGCAAGUGGGUUUGGCGAAAUUGCAUGCUCAAAGUGCUAAUGGACUGGGUCAAGUGCAAUUUAAUUCUGCAGUUCUUCCCCGGCAAUGUCUGCUUCCUAUUAUAUAGUCCAUUCCUUGUCAAGCACCAGUGAUGUAAACAAAGUCAGCACAUUCAUAAGAAGUUGGAUUGUGUGCAAUGAAUUAGAAGAAUAGAAAUAUGGACUUACAUUCUUUUGUGCAUUAACCUGUUUAAUGUCAGGCAUAUUUCUAUUAGAGGUCAACCGAUGGUGGAUUUUGCAGAUACCGAUAACUAAGGUGUUGGGAAAGGUCGAUAACUGAUCAAUCGGCAGAUAGGUUUUUACAUUUUAAAAUAUUCUUAUUCUUUCUUUACUUUGAUGGGCACAUACAUAUAGGCUGCAAGAAUUAAAAAUGAAUAAAAUCCCAGAUGCAGUUUAUUGUUCAUCCAAAAUCCCAUUAAUAACCAGACAAAAUGAAGAUUUAUUGAAUAAUGUGGGACUUUUAAGUAUAAACAAGUGUGUGAAACACACAGAGAACUCUAAUUUUGAAAUAAAAAAUGUAUGUAAGAUCUAUCGACAACUAUCAGCAUAGAUUUUUGCCAAUAAUCUAUAGUUCCAAAAAGCAACUAUCAGAAACAAUUAUUCUGUAAAACCGAUAUCGGUCUACCUCUAAUUGAUAUGACAGUGACACGCUCCUUUUAUACCCAUGGAAAAUGGGUUCUAGUUAGAAUUUGUAUUUACCCUUUAUUAUAUUAUAGAAAAAAGUAUUAUUCAUAUUUGUCAUCUAUUGACAAACAAAUAAUGGCUAGUAUUAACAGUGAUUGUAUCAGAAAGCAUUUCACAUUAUCUUUAUUACCCCCUGUGGGUGGAAUCUCCAAACUGCAAAUCCAGGAAUUGAGUUUAGACUUUACACAGAAAACAGAUGUCCUUUUGAAAUUGUCUAGUGCAAUUAUCUAUUUCUCAAGAAAUUAGCUAAUUGUGCUUUGCCGCACUUAAUUUACGUCAAAUAAACCUCCAGUUUGCGCGCAUUCACCCGCAGAUAGCACAAACACUCCCACCCAUGCCCACUUGCGCAUUACGCUGUCAUGACAAUUGCACUUAGAUUUCUCGUUCUCACAAAAAUUGGAUUAGAUUCGUGUACAGUCCUCGCGCAUAUUGCUGUGCUUUGUGCACUCGCAAAAAUUGUUUUGUGACUAUAGACUGAAGACUGUAUAAUUGGUAGAUGUAUCAGAUAUUUUCAUUGACAUUAUAAUAGUAUGAAGAUACAUUUUAUUAUAUUUUAGCCAUAACUUCCUUCUAGUUCUUUUUUGUCUUCUUUGAAUAUAAAAUACCUGUGUUAAAUAAGAGGAAAGUGUUUUAACAAAGAUAUGUGAAUUCCUCAUUAUGUUCAUCCUUUUGAGAUAUAUUAGCAGAAGUGUUGUAUAUUGUUUACAGAGCAGAAAUAUUCCACUGAUCUUCCUUUUGUUUGUGAAGUACAGAAUGUGUUCUGCCACCAUUAAUGCCAAGAGCCAUUUACAGUAUAUCCUGUCUACAAAUAUCUCAUCAUCACUGUAAAAAUUGUAGAGGUUUUACUUGGAUUUAAUAUUUUGACAAUCUUUUUAAGUUGCUGAUUGUUAUUAAUCUAUUUCAAUUUGCUAUCAUUUUCUCAAUCAAGUUCAGUUAAUAAAACACAGCCAUGCACAGCUUUAUCUUUCAUGAUCCAUAAUACAUAACUCUGUAAAAUUCUCAUCAUUUCACCAUGCAGUAAUUGUAGCUUCCAAAGUAAAACCAUAAUGAAUACCAAGGUUUGUGUUGAAAGCAUGACAGAACUAAAGGAUUCAGAAACUUCUUGGUGUACUAACAAGACUUGAAGUACUUUCAUGUAAAAUCAAAUAAAUUAAUGUUAUCAUUUACCGUUUUACAAGGAAACAUUUUGUAUUUUACAUCAAUUGUGACAAACCUUUGGUCGUAUUUUUCCUGUAAGCUUUAAGGUGUUUUCUCCUCAAAUAAAUAACAUGACAUAUUUUGUUGGUUUGGCCUGGCUGGAACCCAUUGUAACAAUAAUCUUUUUGAUUAUUGUUUCUGUAUGAAAAGACUGAUUGAAGAGCUGAAGAGUAACUUUCCACUUUUAUAUUGAUAAAGUGUAUUUGUAAAUGUACAGUUAUUGUUUCAGAACUUCCUCUUGUACUUGAAAGGUGUGAUUAAAGUUCUUGCCUCAACUGUAUCUGCAGUUUGUUUGUUUUUUUGUUGUUCCCAUUCUUCCAUGAUAAUUGUUUGUUAUGGUAAUUUGUAAGCUUUUUGACAUUACAUGGCCAUGUCUUUAUGUAGUGUUAUAAACCUCGCCUGCUUAGCUAACAGAUUUUGUCAAAAGUGUUAAUUU